Sarcophilus harrisii (Tasmanian devil) is the source of this 2104-nucleotide messenger RNA. It is a transcript of the gene GCDH, whose product is annotated as glutaryl-CoA dehydrogenase. Bases 499 to 1578 code for a protein of 359 amino acids. Lineage: Eukaryota; Metazoa; Chordata; Mammalia; Dasyuromorphia; Dasyuridae. Gene Ontology annotation, molecular function: glutaryl-CoA dehydrogenase activity; flavin adenine dinucleotide binding; fatty-acyl-CoA binding. Gene Ontology annotation, biological process: fatty acid beta-oxidation using acyl-CoA dehydrogenase; fatty-acyl-CoA biosynthetic process. The transcript has 10 exons. The record is from RefSeq and is a predicted model, not a curated record. Gene Ontology annotation, cellular component: mitochondrial inner membrane.
AGGGGAAACUGAGGCUCGGCAAGGGGAAGCCCUUGCUCAGAGUCGGUUAUUAAGUGGAACGCGGACUCUCCCUCCGAGUCCGGUAUCCAUUGCAGCGACUCCGGGGUCCGGCUCUUCUCGCGCAUUUCCCCCACGCGGGGCGCUGUUUCCUUAUUGGGGCCCACAGAGGACUCGGCUACCCGGGAAGGCAGUGGGAUGUUCCCAGGAGCACCGGGUGGGAUGGGACGCCCAGACUCGGACCUUGCGCAGGACUUUCACUCUCGGGCCGCUUUCUUCCUUUCCAAAAGUGAAAUGCGUACAAGCGAGCGAACGCCCAUCUCGCUUUUGUCUUGGCGUCGUUCCCCGGAGCCUGGCACGGGUUCUAGCAAGUAGUGGACACGUAGUACACCUUCUCGCCCCAUCUUCAACUGGCAGGACCCCCUUCUUCUGGAAGCACAACUGACACCUGAUGAGAUCCUGACCCGAGAUACUUUUCGAACCUACUGCCAGGAAAAGCUGAUGCCCCGAAUCCUCUUGGCUAAUCGGAAUGAAGUGUUUGACCGGGAAAUCAUUUCAGAGAUGGGGGAACUGGGCGUGCUAGGCCCCACCAUUAAAGACUAUGGCUGUGCUGGGACCUCAUCUGUAGCCUAUGGACUUCUGGCCCGGGAACUAGAGCGUGUAGACAGUGGUUACCGGUCAACCAUGAGUGUCCAGUCCUCCUUGGUCAUGCACCCUAUCUAUGCCUAUGGCACCGAAGAGCAGCGACAGAAGUACCUGCCCCGACUGGCAAAGGGGGAACUCUUGGGCUGUUUUGGGUUGACGGAACCCAAUCAUGGAAGUGACCCAGGCAGUAUGGAGACUAAGGCCCGCUACAAUGCAGCCAGCAAGACCUACACCCUGAACGGCUCCAAGACCUGGAUCACGAAUUCGCCCGUGGCUGACCUCUUUGUGGUCUGGGCUGUAUGUGAGGACGCUCAGGUGCGGGGCUUCCUGUUAGAGAAGGGAAUGCGUGGAUUGUCAGCUCCCAAAAUCGAAGGCAAGUUUGCGCUUCGGGCCUCGAUCACAGGAAUGAUCCUCAUGGAUGAUGUGGAAGUACCGGAACAGAACAUGCUGCCCCAUGUGUCUGGUCUUGCUGGCCCCUUUGGAUGUCUGAACAACGCUCGAUAUGGCAUUGCUUGGGGGGUGCUGGGUGCUGCAGAGUUCUGUCUGCAUACAGCCCGGCAGUACACUCUAGACAGGAAGCAGUUUGGGUCCCCACUGGCUAAAAACCAGCUCAUCCAGAAAAAGUUGGCUGACAUGCUCACAGAGAUCACCCUGGGCCUGCAUGCUUGCCUACAACUCGGGCGCUUGAAAGACGAGGACAAACUGACUCCGGAAAUGGUUUCACUGCUGAAGAGGAACAAUUGUGGCAAAGCCCUUGAUGUUGCCAGGCAGGCCCGUGACAUGCUUGGUGGGAAUGGGAUUUCGGAUGAGUAUCAUGUGAUCCGGCAUGCCAUGAACCUGGAGGCUGUAAACACUUAUGAAGGUACUCAUGACAUCCAUGCCCUGAUUCUUGGGAGAGCUAUCACGGGAAUUCAGGCAUUUACUGCUGGGAAGUGAACUUGUUCUUCUUAAGGGCUGAUAAACAUCCUUCAGAAAGUCUUCAUUUCAUUAUGUCAGUAUUGAUUUCCCAGGUUGUGAUAAAUCUGCUUUUCUGGGGAAGUGAUUGUUACUUUCCUUUCUGAAAGGUAGAGACUGAGAUUGAAGAAAUUUAUUUCUAUACCUGAAUGUGCCUUGUUUUAAAAUCAAUUCUGUUGAAAUGCUGAAAGAAUGUGAUUAUACUAUUUCAGUCCCUUUCAAUGCAUCAACUUUUAUUAAUUUUAUAUAACUUGGGAAAUAAGUGGUUUGUUUUUAAUCAGGGGGCAAGAGGAAGAUGAAUGAACUUCAGAGCAGCUUCUAUGAAGCUGCUUGAUUUGUAACUGAGUAACUAAGAUCUCUUACCCAAACCUAUAAUGCUUCUGGGCUUACUAAUGCCUCCUGACCCUGCUGAUCACCCACUGAUUUCAGACAUAUCAUUCUGUGUUCUGGAGUUGGGAACAGACUGGGAACAAGUACGUUAAUAAAGUUCACAUGCUGCUGACCAAAA